This is a messenger RNA of Zonotrichia leucophrys gambelii, 928 nucleotides long. RefSeq names its product TM2 domain containing 2 (gene TM2D2). The coding region runs from base 55 to 657 and encodes 200 amino acids. The transcript is spliced from 4 exons. The record is from RefSeq and is a predicted model, not a curated record. Lineage: Eukaryota; Metazoa; Chordata; Aves; Passeriformes; Passerellidae.
CGCCCAUUGGCUGCGGGCGUGCUGCCCGAGGCCGAGCGGCGCGGCGGUGCCGCCAUGGCGCCGCCCGUGGGGUACGCGCUGCUCUGCGGGCAGGCCGCGCUCCUGCUCGGGAACCUGCUGCUGCUGCACGGCCGCGGCCUCCCGGGCAACGACACCGAGCCCCGGGAGCUGCCGCCGGGGCCGCCCGCCUCCGCCUGGGCUUACGAUCCGCGGGCGCCGCUCGUCCUCUGCACCUACCUCCCCGAUGAGUUCGUGGAGUGCGAUGAGCCGGUGGAUCACGGCGGGAACGCCACGGCACAGCAGGAGCUGGGCCACGGCUGCGUGAAGUUCGGCGGCCAGGCCCACGGCGAUGUGGAUCACACGCGAGUGCUGUGCCGGGCGCUGGACGGCAUCGAGUGCGCCGAGCCGCGGAGCUUCCUGCGGGGCAGCCGGCCCUGCGUCAAGUACACCGGACACUACUUCAUCACCACGCUGCUCUACUCCUUCUUCCUGGGCUGCUUCGGCGUGGAUCGGUUCUGCCUGGGCCACACCGGCACCGCCGUGGGGAAGCUGCUGACCCUCGGGGGUCUGGGCAUCUGGUGGUUUGUGGAUCUGAUUCUGCUCAUCACCGGGGGGCUGAUGCCCAGUGAUGGCAGCAACUGGUGCACGGUGUACUGAGGAGGGGCAGGGCUGGCUCCAGCUGCAGCCCCUGGGUGCCUCUGCCCGCUCCCAGCACCAGCCUGGCACAAACUGGACUUACAGAACUCAGGGUGCACAGUUACUCUUGAUAAUGACUCUGUACCAACUUUGGACACAAAGUUGUUCAGGAUAUAUUUUGCUUGUUUAAAAUAAUCUGCCUUCCCACUGCAAAUAGUGACAGCUUCAGAAAUCAGAGCUUGCAAACACAGGGGGGUCAAACAAACAAACAAUAAAAUCUGGAAGAAGCUGA